AUGUACAUCAAUAAAAUGUUGAGGGACUUCCUUGGGGUGCUCAAGUGUGGUUGCACCGACGAAGAAUUUGUGCUGGACUUUGAAGAUGAGGCAGGAGUGAAAAAGAGGAGAAACUGGCACAGGCAUGACUACACAGAAGUUGAUGAUGGUUCCAAACCAGUGCAAGCUGGAACUAGGACUUUUGUUAAGGAAUUAAGAUCUCGAGUCUUCCCAAGUGCCGAUGAAAUCAUUGUAAAGAUGCAUGGCAACCAGCUGACACAAAGAUACCUGGAAAAACAUGGAUUUGAUGUCCCUAUUAUGGUCUCUAAAUUAGAUGAUCUAGGACUCAGGCUCCCUCCACCUGCUUUUUCUGUGAUGGAUGUGGAACGUUAUGUAGGUGGUGACAAAGUGAUAGAUGUCAUUGAUGUGGCAAGGCAGGCAGACAGCAAAAUGACACUUCACAAUUAUGUUAAAUAUUUCAUGAAUCCUAACAGACCAAAAGUGUUAAAUGUGAUCAGCCUUGAAUUUUCAGAUACAAAGAUGUCUGAAUUGGUGGAGGUCCCUGAUAUAGCCAGAAAACUUUCCUGGGUGGAAAAUUAUUGGCCAGAUGAUUCAGUCUUUCCCAAGCCAUUUGUUCAGAAAUACUGUUUAAUGGGAGUUCAAGACAGCUAUACAGAUUUCCACAUUGACUUCGGUGGAACUUCAGUCUGGUACCAUGUCCUCUGGGGUGAGAAGAUUUUUUAUUUGAUAAAGCCAACAAAUGAAAAUUUGGCACUCUAUGAAUCUUGGAGUUCAUCUGUGACCCAGAGUGAAGUGUUCUUUGGAGAUAAAGUGGAUAAAUGCUAUAAAUGUGUGGUAAAGCAGGGGCAUACCUUAUUUGUUCCCACAGGGUGGAUUCAUGCUGUGCUCACUUCUCAGGACUGUAUGGCUUUUGGGGGGAACUUUCUGCACAACCUUAACAUUGGCAUGCAGCUCAGGUGUUAUGAGAUGGAGAAAAGACUAAAAACACCAGAUCUUUUCAAAUUCCCUUUCUUUGAAGCCAUAUGUUGGUUUGUAGCCAAAAAUUUGCUGGAAACCCUGAAAGAACUGAGAGAAGAUGGUUUCCAGCCUCAGACUUAUCUAGUACAGGGAGUGAAAGCACUGCAUACUGCUUUAAAAUUAUGGAUGAAAAAAGAUCUUGUAUCUGAACAUGCCUUUGAAAUUCCAGACAAUGUGAGACCUGGACAUCUUAUUAAGGAACUUUCUAAAGUAAUUCGAGCAAUAGAGGAAGAAAAUGGCAAACCAGUUAAAUCUCAGGGAAUUCCUACUGUGUGUCCAGUUUCACGAUCCUCAAAUGAAGCAACUUCCCCAUACCAUUCCCGACGAAAGAUGAGGAAACUUCGAGAUCAUAAUAAUAUUCGAACUCCUUCUAACCUAGACAUCUUAGAGCUCCAUACAAGGGAAGUUCUUAAAAGAUUAGAGAUGUGUCCAUGGGAAGAGGACAUCUUGAGCUCUAAACUGAAUGGAAAAUUCAACAAACAUCUCCAACCAUCUUCCACGGUAACUGAAUGGAGAGCAAAAGAUAAUGAUCUACGACUACUGCUGACAAAUGGAAGAAUAAUUAAAGAUGAGAGACAGCCCUUUGCAGAUCAGAGUCUUUACACAGCAGAUAGUGAAAAUGAAGAGGAUAAGAGAAGGACAAAGAAGACCAUUAUGAAGACAGAAGAGAGUUCAAGAAUAGACAGGACAGAAAGUGAAGAAUCUCGAAAACCACUUAACAGGUUUUUUACAAGUGUGAAAUCAGAACUCAGGAAUAGAUCAUCAGAAUAUUCUGAUAUUUCUGAUUCAGAAGACUCUGGAGCUGAUUGCACUGCACUGAAAAUUAAUUUUACCACUGAGGAGUCCGAAAGUUCAGGCGAUGAAAAGAAACAAGAAAUAACAUCAAAUUUUGAGGAAUCUAAUGGGAUGAGGAACUUCCUACAAAAGAGUCAGAAGCCAUCUAGAAGUGAAAUUCCAAUUAAAAGGGAAUGUCCUACCUCGACAAGCACAGAGGAAGAAGCUAUUCAGGGCAUGCUGUCUAUGGCAGGGUUGCGCUAUUCCACGUGUUUACAAAGGCAGAUGCAAAGCACAGACUGCGGUGGUGAGAAGAACUCUCUYCAGGAUCCUAACAGCUGCCACAGCAGUAACCAUGAAGUUAGGCAGUUGUAUCGCUAUGAUAAACCAGUAGAAUAUGGAUACCAUGUCAAGACUGAAGAUCAAGACUUGAGGACUUCUUCCUGGGUUAAACAAUUUGAUAGAACUUCCAGAUUUAAUCCUCAGGACCUAAGCAGAAGCCAGAAAUGCAACAAAAAGGAAGGUUCAUCAGAAACCAGUCAGAAGGUGCAAAGUAGGAAUUAUAUGGAGAGCAGUGGCUCAGGUCUUCAGAAUGGAAAGUACAUGCAGAAUUCCAGCUUGCUUUCAGGGGCAUGCCAGAUGAGUAACGGCAGCCUAAGCCCAGAAAGGCCAGUUGGUGAAACUUCCUUUUCAGUGCCCCUUCACCCCACCAAGAGACCUGCAUCAAAUCCACCACCUAUCAGCAACCAGGCAACAAAAGGUAAACGUCCUAAAAAAGGAAUGGCAACAGCCAAACAACGUCUUGGAAAGAUCCUUAAGUUGAACAGAAAUGGCCAUGCACGUUUCUUUGUGUGACAGAGCCACUGUUGCAGCCACUCUUCACUUUGGAGACCAGUCUUGGGGUUCAGAAGCCUGGAGCUUCCAUCACCCCCUGCCUGGAACAUUUGCGUGUACAGUAAGAACACUGCCCGAAGAACAGAAUGAACCUGAUGCUGCAUUUUCACUGUGCCACACCCACUCAGCAAUAACCCUUUGGACCUGGUGGGGGAGAGGAAGAAGGAGGGUAGAACCUUAAAAAGAGACCUCGAACUGGAAAGGGUCUCUUGUCAGGGCUUGAAUUUCAUUUUGUUGUUGGUAGUGUCUUGAUUUAUUUUCAGUAGUAGGGUAAAGAAUUAUCAAUAAUUUAUUUAACAGAUUUUUUUAAAGUUAACAGCUUUUAAAUUCUUUCUUUUUUAAAGCUAUUUAUUUGGAAGAUUUCUGGAGAAAUAUCUCACUAAUUUAGAUUUAAGAAUGUGAAGGUUUUUAAAUUAUUUUUGAUAGUGUGUGUGUUACAUGUGGGAAAGAGCCACAGUAACAGUAACUAGUCUGGACUCUUAAAUUUGAUAUUCAGGUUAAAGUCUUAAACAGGGAUUUGAUGCAUUAAUUAUUUUAAAUUAAGAUGUAUAUGAAAAUCAUUUUAUUUUAUAUAUUUCAUGUGUUUUUUAUAAGCUAUUAGCUUCGCUUUUGCUAACAUUCAAGGUGCAUACUGUUAUCCAGGUUGAUUCCCUUAUACCCCACCUUCCCUCUGCACCCCCCUGUCAUUUUGUGAUGACUCUUCAAGACUCUUCUCUUUGCAGGGAAAUACUUCCAUAGCCAAUGUGUAAGAACUUCAUAAAAGAUCCCUCAUUUCU
Messenger RNA from Urocitellus parryii (Arctic ground squirrel), 3461 nucleotides. The record is from RefSeq and is a predicted model, not a curated record. Lineage: Eukaryota; Metazoa; Chordata; Mammalia; Rodentia; Sciuridae.